Monomorium pharaonis (pharaoh ant) is the source of this 2723-nucleotide messenger RNA. Its product is annotated as serine/arginine repetitive matrix protein 5. Lineage: Eukaryota; Metazoa; Arthropoda; Insecta; Hymenoptera; Formicidae. The record is from RefSeq and is a predicted model, not a curated record. Bases 1243 to 2568 code for a protein of 441 amino acids. The transcript has 5 exons.
AAUAGUGCGCGAACGCAGCAGGAGAGGGAGCGUGUGUAUGUGCGCGUGCGAGUGUAAUGAGUGAGAAAGAAAAGGCGUGCGUAAAAAGGGAGAAAGGAAACGAGCAACGAGAAAGAGGUAUCAUCUCAUUCUUAUAACAUGGAACGAAGAGAGCCGUCGCGGGUGAGCGGGCGCACGCGCUUUAUUAAAUACAAGCUCUCUCUUCUCUCGAAUGAGCGAGUCUCUUUCGAGAUAUCCUGCCGCGACAGGGGCUCCCGUCGUAGCGUCGCCCGGUUGACGCCCCCUCGAGCAUGGUGCCGCCGCCGUGUGGCACAUAAACGCGUCGCGAUUGUCAUGUCUCCGAUCUUCCGAGAACAUAAGGACUUUGACAUAUGCAGCACUGUGUGGCGUUACUGUCUCGGCGCCUCAAACGAGGAAAGAAUAUCAUCGCUUCGCGCAAAAAAGAAAAAAAAACAAGUGUUUAAAGAAGUGUCCCGCUAAUAAAGGGACAAACAUCUGUAGAAGAGAUCAAGGUAGAAAAAAUCUUCGCGUCGCGAGUGACCGAUAAAUCGAUCAGCGAUGUGCCCCGCUUUCCGUCGCCGUCACGAAGACGAUGCCUGCCGCGAAGAUGACAUUUAUUUACGUGACCGAAGUCUGAUCGAUCGCCGUCGGUUACCGAUCGACCGAACGUCGCCUGUUGCGACCGACGCGUACGUGAUAAGCGUUGCGAUCGUUUUACAUCGCGACGCUCGGAUUUCAGCGAUUCGCGUGGCCUCGGGUGGUCAACGGUGUAUCGUUCCGCGUACGUAUGCGCGCGCGAUAAUCCACGAGAGCUUAGCGGUAAGCUCUGACCGCGUGCACGGUUUAACUCGCGUGCAGACAUGUCCGCGCGGACACGCAUGGAUCUCUAUCUCAUGGACAUACGCGAUGAGUGACACCGAUGGUAAAGCAUCGCGAUAAUCCGGCGAUGUGCUGCGCUUUUCAACGAAGAAUAUAUCCAUGCACACAUGUAUUUGUGGACUGUCGGAAAAAAAUCGGAUUCACGCCACGAGAUCCUAAAGACGAGUGCUUCUGAGACUUCCAACGGUCUUUUGGCACAAUUGCGGCAGUUUGGAGCAUUAUCCUUAUAGAUGCAACUUUGUUGUCUCCAUAAAGGAUUAAUAUUAUUAAUACCUACAUUAUUGCAUUGGAUUGUGUCUGGAUUGACAAAAUAUUUUUGUGCUGUAUCUUCGUCUUCCAGCUUUACUAUACUUUUACUAUAAGAUGUCGUCCCGAGAUUAUGAUAGAAGAAGAGGUGGCAGUAGCAGCAAUUCAAGCAGACUGCGUAUGGACACGAGCGUCUCACAAUCUAGAUCACACGGCGAGAGUUCCAGCAAGCGGAAGGAGAUAGACAAUGUAAUGCGAAAGGCGCGUGAAUCGCAAUCGAGCUAUUGGAACAAGAAGUUGUUGGAAGCAGAGGAGCGAGAUCCAAACAGAUGGCGUCAUAGCGGAUAUAAGGAGCUAUAUGUCGGUGGCGGUAGCGAAUCCAGUAGCAGGGGACAUCCUAAAAGUCCAAGAAGCCCGCGAUCCCGCAGUCCCCAUAGUCCUCGACCUCGCAGCCCCCGAAUGAGAAGUCCACGAUCGCCGCGCGAACGCCCUUCUCGCGAACACAACAAAAAAUCAGCUGCUCGUAACUCUAGCACCGGCAGCACAUGUUCCGACAGAUCGUGUUCCGUUUGUUCGCCCAAAGAACGACGACGCCUCGCGCCACCGUCUCGCUCACACUCGAGAUCAAUCAGUCCAAUACGAACCAGAGCACAUCCCAAAGAAGUGAUCGCAUCCAGUUCACGGGCCUUACAGCCGCGCACGAGACCGCGAUCGCCGCCUCUGCCGCGGCCUCGAACACCACCGCCGGCUCCGCAACCGCCACUGCGCCAUCAAAAAGAUUACAAAAACCUCAAGGAAAAAGAAUCUAAGGCUCGUCGUAAAGAGAAACAUCACAGCAGAUUGCCAGAGGAUCCACGAAUACCAGAUCCUAUCUCAUUGAUACGUAAACCGGUAAAAGUAGAAAAAACACACACAAGUCAUGGGGCAUCACAAAUAAUGCGGCCACCACCACCAGAAUCUUCACCUAGUGACGAUAGUGACAGUUCUUCAACUACAUCCCACGUUGGACCACCAAAAAUGACAUUAUCUGAACGAUUCGGUAAAAUGGCGCAGUGGAGCGUGGAUCGUAGGGAUAUGGAGAAUAUGCGCAUCACGAAAGAUGGCGAGAACGCAAUGAAGGUUGUUAUAGAAGGCGAGGAAAGAAUCGCGCGCCUAGGUUAUGAUUCGCCGCCUCCCGGCCAUUAUCCUGAGUCACUUUUGGCACAGGGACCGAGAGGCUUCGAGUGCUGGGACGACGUACGCGUCCGAUAUGAUUAUUACAAAGCGAGAGGAUACCUUCGUGACCUUACUCUCGAUGAUUAUAUUAAAUGGGAAGAAUGGUGGUACAAAUACCAGGAAUGGCUUGAAGCUGAACGUUUCUACGAACAAUGGGCCUCGUCAAAUCGUCCGUCUGGUGGCGGCAGUCGCAAAAGACGUGGGCGGCGCAAUAAUGCUACUCAUUAAAGAUAUACAACACAAAUCUCUGUUACGAUUUAUGCUCGACUUUAUUGACAAAAUAUGCAGUGAUACCAAUAUGCUUAGUAUACAAAAAUAUGUAUGUAUGUAUGUAUAAGUUGUGCAUCGUAAUAAUAAAAAAGCUAAUUGUGUAAAACAAAAAA